Messenger RNA from Adineta ricciae, 1050 nucleotides. The record is from the annotation of a GenBank genome assembly. Lineage: Eukaryota; Metazoa; Rotifera; Eurotatoria; Adinetida; Adinetidae.
AUGAAUAUCGAAGAAUUUCUUCAAUGGUUCAAUUCUAUCGGAGUUCACACAGACAAUGUCACUGUUUCCUAUUCCGAUCACCACGGUUUUGGUCUUUAUUCUUGUCAACCAUCUAUCGAAAAAGAUUCUGUUGUUCUCUCCAUCCCCGAAGCGAUCUUUAUAAAACCUUCUUAUCAAAUCGAAGAUUUCUCAGGCUUUGAACACAUCAUUCUUCACUUGUUACAAGAAAAAUCGCAUCCAUAUGUGAAAUUUCUACGAAGUAUUUCAUGUAUUCCAUCUUGGAGACGAUUUUCGACUGAACAAUAUCCUCGACAAUUAACGAAUCCAAUGAAAAAGCAUCUGGAGAAAUACAAUCAAUCACGACACAAAUUUGCGCAAUACAACGACGAAGAAUUCCUAUGGGCUUAUUAUGCGAUCAAUACUCGAUGUGUUCACUUCGAUAUGGAAAGAGAUUCGAAAGAACAAGAUGACAAUCUUUGUCUCAUUCCAUACUUAGAUUUUGUCAAUCAUUCAGUUCAACCAAAUACAAUUUCUAAGUUCAACCAGACGACACGUUCGUAUGACAUUUAUGCAAUCAAAUCCAUUGAAUUGAACGAGCAAAUUACAUUUCUUUACAAUCCGCAUUCGAAUGUUGAUUUGUUUAUUGAAUAUGGUUUCGUUCUUCAAUCAAAUCCUUACAAUCAACUGAAGCUGGAAGACGAUUUACAACAAAUACUUUCCAAUGAACAAAUUCAGCUAUUCAAAUCAUUCAACUAUUGGAAUUCUCUAGAAUUUUAUCCAGGUGAUAAUGAUCUUUCAUGGACAGUUAUCAAAGCGAUUGAGUUGAAUUUCAAUCAAACCGAAUGGUCGCCAUACGAUGAUCCAUCAUCGAAAGAAUUAACCAAGAAAAUUCAAGAAUUUGUCAAAUUAGUUCAAGAAAAUAUCGAAAAAGAUUUUCAACGGUGGUCUACCGAAUAUUUUCUUAAUGAAAAGAUGAUCCUUUAUAAAGAUUUUCAAACUAUUCUUCAUGAUACAUCUAUUGUUAUCAAUAAAUCGACUGUUGUUACUUAA